AUGCCCCCCAAGAACGCCCUACCCCCUGGGAAUGAGGCCCGACUGCAAAUCAACCCGCCAGACAAACUUGACGAUCAUACCGUCGUCCUCAUCACAGGAGCAAAUACCGGCCUUGGUUAUUCGGAUUGUUGUCGCUUGAUCGACGAAUUCGCACAGAACUUCUCCGCCAAGCACAAAUUAACCAUCAUCUUCACCACUCGUCGCCCCCCAGCCAAAGUUACAGAAACCCGUAACGGACUUCUCAAAUAUGCUUCUCGCCACGGAAAUCCAGUCGCCAGCCGGAUCACAGUCCUCGCAGAGACACUUGACUUAUGCGAUCUCUGGUCCGUUCGUGCCUUGUCGCGCCGCCUGAACCGCAAUUUCCCCAAACUCGACGCUAUAAUACUGAACGCCGGCGCAGGAGGAUGGCUGGGGCUGAACUGGCCGAAAACUCUAUAUAAUGUGUUCACGGAUUUCGUACACGCAUUGACCUGGCCAAACUUCAAACUUGGGUCGGUGGGCGUCACUGUCCCGAGACAUACAAAUCUGCCUGAGGAAACCCCCUUAGGCUUGGUAUUUUGCGGCAACGUCUUUGGUCAUUAUAUGCUGGCUCACAACCUCAUGCCUCUACUCAGGCGUUCUGGACGACCAAAUGGCCCUGGACGGGUUAUCUGGACUGGAAGUAUCGAGGCAACCAUUAAUUUCUUCGACGUGGAAGAUAUCCAGGCAUUGAAAAGAGACGUUGCAUAUGAAAGCUCUAAGACAUUGACCGAUCUCCUUGCAUUAACCUCUGACCUUCCCAGCACUGCACCGUGGGUGAAUAGCUAUUUAGCUGAUGAUUCCCAACCAUCAUCAAAAAGCACGACAGCGACAGAGCUAGUAAAUAGCCCAGCACCAAUAAUUUACGUGUCUCAUCCAGGGAUAUUCGGAUCCUCUGUUGUCCCCCUCAUCCUCCCCUUAUGGUACUGCAUGCUCGCCGCUAUGUAUAUAGCUCGCUUCAUCGGUUCGCCCUGGCAUACCGUAUCCACGUACCUUGGCGCGAUUGCACCCGUAUGGCUGGCGCUCAGUCCACAAGAAGUACUCGACGAAGCUGAAAAGCCGUAUCGGGAGAACGGUGGCGGGUAUGUCAAAUGGGGUUCGUCGACGGACAGACUCGGAAAUCCGUUGGUAGCCUGCACUGAGAUCGAUGGCUGGGGGUUUGGUGGCGUGAUAGGCACUGGUGUGCUACCGGAAGAUCGCGCACGUCGUCGUAAGAGAGGUAUGAAAUAUACCACUGCGGAGGAUAGGGUUAGAUUUGAAGAGCUUGGGCGCCGCAGUUGGCAGCAGAUGGAAGAGCUGCGUGUUCACUGGGAGAAACUGCUCGAUGCUGCUGAGGAGUCUGAAUGA
Molecule: messenger RNA, 1365 nt
Organism: Talaromyces proteolyticus
Lineage: Eukaryota; Fungi; Ascomycota; Eurotiomycetes; Eurotiales; Trichocomaceae
Exons: 2
Coding region: 1-1365 (454 amino acids)
Biological process (GO): ergosterol biosynthetic process
Cellular component (GO): lipid droplet; endoplasmic reticulum membrane; mitochondrial outer membrane
Molecular function (GO): 3-beta-hydroxysteroid 3-dehydrogenase (NADP+) activity
Source: RefSeq, a predicted model, not a curated record